This is a messenger RNA of Branchiostoma floridae (Florida lancelet), 807 nucleotides long. RefSeq lists its product as uncharacterized. Bases 35 to 757 code for a protein of 240 amino acids. NCBI's taxonomy places the organism in Eukaryota, Metazoa, Chordata, Leptocardii, Amphioxiformes, Branchiostomatidae. The transcript is spliced from 3 exons. The record is from RefSeq and is a predicted model, not a curated record.
ACAUCCUGGAAAACUCCCAAACAGAAAGAGAGACAUGGAUCCUACUGGUGAGACUGGGGAAAGUAGGAAGGCCUUCAAAGGAGCUCCCCCUCCACUGCCCAUUGUGGUGGAAAUACUUGCACAAGUCAGGCCCAGUGUUAAAUACCCAAAGCAAAUGAAAAGCUAUGCUUCAGCAAGAGAAAAACUAGUCACUUUGGAUCUCACCACAGUAACAGACGAGAUACUUGAAUUGCUGGAACAGGUGAAGCCUGAAAUAAAGACCAUGGAAGACUUGCUUGACACUGCAGAGGCAAUAGAACAGAUAGAGAAAUUCAAAGGUGUUAAUGUCACUGGCAUAAGGAUAGGCAGUCUGGUCUUCUACCUGCAAUGUACAGAUUUGGGUGGCCUGGGUGAACUGUGGUUCAUGUACAAAAAUGGGAAACUGAAUGACCUUCUGGUCAGUAGUUUGGUAAGUGAGGAAACCGUACAGCAGCUCUGUGCUGAGAGCAUCUCUGUGAAGACAACCAUCAACAUACAGGACUUCAGGAAGGCUCUGGUCUACCUACUCACUACAUCUACUGCUAACGGACAACACACACCAAGACUACCUCAGGAGUACCCCCUCUACCAUCCACACAUCCACAACAGGAGCAAUGUGCUGGACGUACUUCAUCUUGAUGACACAAAACUGACCAGGUCUACAGUGGACCUGACAGAGAACAGACAACAUCAUCUCAGGACCAAACUUAGCCAGCUAAAAAUAGCAGGUACAAAAUAAGUCAUUGAUUAUAUAGCAGAGUGAAAUGUAAUAUGAAUGCCACAAUCAUG